This is a messenger RNA of Alternaria alternata, 678 nucleotides long. RefSeq lists its product as hypothetical. The record is from RefSeq and is a predicted model, not a curated record. The transcript has 2 exons. The coding region runs from base 1 to 678 and encodes 225 amino acids. NCBI's taxonomy places the organism in Eukaryota, Fungi, Ascomycota, Dothideomycetes, Pleosporales, Pleosporaceae.
AUGGACUCAAACGGCUUCCGCACAGCACUUGAUGCCGCCACUAGCUUCCUAGAUACCCCAGUCGUCACGGUGUCUGUCGGUUCUGAGGUGGGGAACACAAAAGACUUCAGCGUCCACGAAGGUCUGCUCAAAGACCAUUCUGCAUUCUUCAACAACGCCCUAAAACCCAAUCGUUUCAAAGAAGGCUUUGAGCGCCGAAUAUCCAUGCCAGGGGACGAUUCCAAAGUCUUUGCGCUUUACGUUCAGCUACUCUAUCGUCCCGACCUGUUGUCCACCGAAAUAAAACGAAACAGCGAGCUCUCUGAGCAAGAGUGUAUUCUCUUAGCUGAGCUAUACGUGUUCGUGGAAAAGAUAAUAGACGAGUCUACCAAAAACAUCUUGUUAGAAGCCUUUAAGAUUUUCUCAUGGGAAAGGCCGUUUCCCGUUGCAGCAGCACAAAUCAUUUACAGUGGGACACCAGAACACGACCCUGCUCGUGCCAUAUUUGUACAAUCAUUAUUCCGCUACGGCCAACAACGAUCGCUUGAAAGUAUCCUCGAUACUGGACAUCCCGAUCUCUUUCGCGAUCUCGCUUUCUGCUUGAGUAAGCGCUGCCAUAAGGUACAUGACAAGGUCAAGGUUGGUCGCAAAACCGUUCUUGGAAAGAGAAGCAAUGCCCCGCCUCUCUACUUUCUAUAG